ACCCGGUUGUUUGAUGUUGAAGAAGGAGACUCUCUGCAUCAAAAGGAGGACAAAUGGAAGGGAAGAAGCACCAAUAGCUCAUCGCGUAAAACGACUGCCUUGUGCAGAGAAAGAGACAUUCUUCUUCAUGUUUUAAAUAUUUUCAAUUCCUUUCUUUCAUCCUGGCUGAAUUUCCUGCUCUUUCAAGGGAUUUUGAGUAUCUCUUGAACAGCUGAAGGUUUGUCCUGCAACCUAUCCUCUGAAUCCAUGGAGAAAGAUCCUAAGGUAGAAGAGACUAUUGAUUUGAAAAAAGGUGUUGAAUUGACAAAAUCAGUCUCUGAAAAGCAUCGGGAUCUUUUGAGACCAUCAGCUCGAUAUUAUUCAAUAUUUAAAGAUCGGGAAAAGGGCAAGUAUGCCCUACUGAGAGAUCCAGAGGAUUAUCAACAAGGACUUUAUGACAAGCCUCUUCCAUUUUAUGGAUGUGGAAUUGGAUGGUUUUCGUUUCUCUUGGGAUUUCUUUGCCCAGUUAUGUGGUUUUAUGGGACAAUUCUCUAUUUUCAAAAACACUAUCGGAAGGAUCCAAGAGAACGUGCAGGGCUCGGAGCUUCUGCAAUCGCUGCACUGUUAUGCUCGGUAGGGUUGCUGGUUACGGCAGCCAUUCUUGCAUUAAAAUUUGGAUUACGGCCUUCAUAAGUGAAAGUACAGCACAAAUUCAUAUCGAUUACCAUUGAUUUGCAGCAAAGACUGUGCUUUGUAUAUAGCAAUUUGCAAAUUAUAGGAUCAAAAUGGCUUUCAUAUUAUGCUGGGAGUGGAACAGGAGACUGCCAUCAUAAAAGUCCUCUAAAAUCUGUAAUCCUUUUGUUUUAUAAGUUCUUUGAAAUCCAUCUGUUAUGUGUAUGUGAAAGUAGGGUUUUGAGCUGCUCUCCUGUUGUUCCACCUCAGUGACUUGAACGACAAAUCAACAAGUGACGCUUCCUCAUGCCCUUAAAUUAGUUCUUCGAUUUGAUGAUGUAAUAACAAUCAUUGCUGACAUUGCUACCUGCCAUGAUGAUGCGGAAAAAUAUUUUCUUAACUGGUAGGUGAUACCAAGAGAAGACUCUCAUUCAAUAA
Molecule: messenger RNA, 1089 nt
Organism: Neltuma alba
Lineage: Eukaryota; Viridiplantae; Streptophyta; Magnoliopsida; Fabales; Fabaceae
Exons: 6
Coding region: 247-672 (141 amino acids)
Source: RefSeq, a predicted model, not a curated record